Linum trigynum is the source of this 1516-nucleotide messenger RNA. The record is from the annotation of a GenBank genome assembly. NCBI's taxonomy places the organism in Eukaryota, Viridiplantae, Streptophyta, Magnoliopsida, Malpighiales, Linaceae.
CUCAACACACGUCGAUUUUCGCCCGCGAGAGAACGUAGUUAUCGCGGGAUUCAUUGGUUCUAACUCGAAGAUUGUUUUGCUCAGCAACUUCUCCUACAGGCUAUAGCUACAUAGCGAUGAACUCUGCAUGAACUGACCAAAGGUCUACUCAACUAGUCAAAGUCAACACCAUCUGCUUCACAAUCGUGUAUAUGGGUUUACAGAGUUGGCAUAUUUGGGCUUCACAUGAACCAAAGCCCAAAACUAGCGCAGGCCCAACUUCAACUGGGCUCCUCUAAUUGCCGGCCUAACUUCAUAUCACCAUUUUGUUUCCCCUCGCCGUCGCCGGUCUCCACUGUCCAUUCCAAAACGAAAGCUUCCCAGGUUUUCAACUGCUCUCUCGCCGCCGUCUAACCCUUCUCUCGUCUCCUCCUUCUACUUUCUGUAACCUCUAAAAAAUUGUAUUAGUGGUUUGGGGCCGCCGGGUAAACAAAAAAUUCGACGCAACCCAAAUUCGGCAUAGCCGCGGGAAGAACAUUCCCGCGCAGAAUCGAAGUUGCCGGUGCUCCCCUCGAUUGCUUCGGAAUGGAAGGAUUAAGCGUGGUUGCGGCCAACUUGAAAGUCUUCCUCCAGCCUUCGCAGAGCAAUAAUCUCUCUCUAGCUAUCUUCCGCGAGCUCAGCGCGUUGCUCUUCAAGUACCAUGAUGAAUUCGACGGUGUUUUAUUAGCUUAUAAUGUUCAUGCUCCGGAGAAUAAGGGGCGAAUCCUUCCUGGUGUUCACCCGUUCAUUGCUGUGAGGCUUGAAGCUAAAUUGCUUGUCUUUUCGCCUAAGCCAGGCAUGCUUUUAGAAGGGAAGGUGGUGAAAGUGACUGAAGAGUCUACUAUUCAUGUCAUUGUUCUCGGUUUCUCGUCGGCUGUAAUAACAGAUGAGGAUAUCCGCAAUGAGUUCAAAUACAAGACGAAACACGGCCAGGGUUUGUAUGUCAACAGAUCUAACAGGAAGCAUGUGAUUAAGGCUGGAACUUUGAUUCGUUUUAUUGUCAAGAGUAUGAACGAAGAGACACUCCACAUCUAUGGAUCAUUGAAACCUGCCAACACUGGAAGCAUCAAGAUAUUGGAGAACUCAUCAGAGUACACCAACACAGAAAGUGUCACAAUCAACAGCACUCCCAACAAAAGGAGAAGAAGAGAAGAAGUGGCGCAGAUGACCGAGCAUGGCGGCUUUGUCAAGGAUGCUCCUUCGCAUAACAAUUAUGAUCGUGAAAUUAAGAAGUCCCGAAGAAGCUGACCACCCAUCGAAAUUCGGAUUAGUGAAAUGUUUGUAGUUUAUCUUGUUAUUGGUGAUUGACUGCGUAUAAAUGACUGCUUAUGCGCUUUCAAGAUACGAAAUAUUGGUUUUGCUAACAAAUUGAGGUUUCAAUUCCUAUACUCAUUUGAUUGAUGGAAUGGAGCUUGAUUAAUGCCCUGUUCAAGUUGUUUGUAUCCUGAUCUAGAUAUACUCAGCUUAGUUGUCAAACCAAUAAUUCCCUAUCGAGUGC